AUGAAAAACAAUGAAGAAUAUUCGCAGCAAAAAGAACAUAUACAGACAACUAUUAAUUUUUCUAUAUCAUCCAUUAAAAAGGGUAAAAAUAAAGUUACAGACUAUGAUAGAGAAAUUGAACCUUCUAAUACAAUAAAUCAACUACGACAAACAACUCUUAAUUUUUCUUCUUCAAUUAUUCAUAAAGAAUGUUCUUUUAAUAAAAUUGAUACUGAUUUAUUACCAAUUAAUGAUAAUGAUAAUGAAAUAACUGAUGAUAACAAAUCUGAUAAUGAUAAUAACUUAGACGAAUAUAGCAAUGAUGAAUAUAAUGAAUUUUCACUUGAUGGAGAAUCUCAUAUGUGUGCUAAAGAAAAGAAAUUGUCAAAAAAGCAUGCAGCACUAAAGCACAAGAGCUUAUCAAGUGAUGAAAUUAAACAAUAUGUACUAAAAUGCCUAUUGGAUUUUGGUGGUUCAAAAAAUGAAACAGAACUUGCUUCACAAAGAGCAUAUGCAUCAUGGAUUUUAGAUAGAGAAGAUUUAUUAGUAUCAAGUGCUAAAUGUAAUGAUAAAUUAAAAGCUUUGUACGGAGAUGCAAUUGAAAAUUCAAAUGAAAGUCAAAUGUGGUUAAAAUUAUCUGAAUAUGUGAAAAAAGGUGUAUUUAAACCAGAUAAAAUAUUUAGUGAAUUAGUAGAAUUAAUGCUUCAAAUAAAAGAAAUUCAAGAACAUGGAAAAAGUAAAAGAGGAUUGCAAUAUUCUGAACACCUUUACCACUUUUUUAGUUUAUUAUCAGAUAGUAGUAGAGAAUAUAGUAUAUUUCACAAAAUGUUAGAUGGACCAGUUGUUGCAAUGACAGAUUGUACUAAAAUUCGAGCUAAAUUAACUUAUUCACAAGAGUUGGAAUGUAUAAUCAGAUCAACUUUAAAUAUUGAAGAUACAAAUAUAUUAACAUAUAAAGAUAUACAUUUAAAAAUUAAAGAAAUUCAAGAUAAUAAUCUUGUUACAUCACAAGUAAGAUGUGUUGUUUUAAAGAUUCCUAUUAGCAAAAUUUUCCCAGUUGUUAUUGCUUUAUUAUCAACAAAAGGUAGUGAUACAACUCAAGAAAUUUUUACAAUUUUAAAAAAAAUUACAUUACUUAUGCAAGGUAGCGAUACACAAGAAUUUCUUGUAUAUGAAAAUAUGAUUUACAAUAUACGUUUUCAAGCUCCUAUUUAUUCUAGAAAAUCUAUAAUUCGUAUUCAAGAUCCCAAGCAUGCUAAAAAAAAUGGUAGAAAUGCAAUUCAUAGUGGAGCACGUCUUUUAGUUUUAGGGAAUAAUACUUAUGGUACAGAAGCACUUGAACACUUAUUUGGAAUUGCAAGACAAUUGAUGCCAGACUUUUCUUAUUAUGAAUUAUAUAAGAUAUUAAAUCGAGUACAAUAUAGAGAUAAUAUUUUACGUAGCGAAAAUAUCUUAGAUACUCAAGAAAAAAAGUCUGCAUCAGGUUACAUUUUUGACUUUAAUACUUCUAUUUCGGAAAUAGAUAUUGAUAAGUUGCAAAAUUGGCUAUCAAAUGAUGAAAUAAAUGAUGCUAUAAGAAUUGCAUAUGAAAAUGCAAAUUUAUUUUCGAAUCUUCUUCAUAUGUGUAAAAAAUUAAAAGAUAGUUACAUGGAAAUAGAUUGUUUAACAUUUGAAACUAAUAAUCAACCAGAAAGCGAAAUAUUUCAAAUUCAAACUAUUGAUCAAGCUGCAGAUAAGUUAAAGAGAAUUUCGCAAUUAGAUGAUGCUUUUAAUAUUUGUUUUGGAAUUAAUAACGAUGAUACUUCAGAAAAUUUAAAUGAAUUUGUACAAGAUUUAUUAGAAGUUAAUAUUACCGAAGUUGAAAACUUUAUAGAAAAAACUGAAAUUAAUUAUAUAAAUAAUAAUUCAUAUUCAAAAGUUUCGCAAGAAUUAGAUUAUGAGUAUGAAGAAAAAAUAUUUAGAGAUAAUGGAAGCUGUGAUAUUUUUUUAAUGUUGGAGUUACAAAAAUCUCAUGAGGCAUUUUCUCAUUUUGAUUGUCCUCAUAGAAUACAAACUCAGGCUAUCAACUUAA
Dentiscutata erythropus is the source of this 2050-nucleotide messenger RNA. The record is from the annotation of a GenBank genome assembly. NCBI's taxonomy places the organism in Eukaryota, Fungi, Glomeromycota, Glomeromycetes, Diversisporales, Gigasporaceae.